AAUGGCAGCUCCUACGGAUGAAUUGAUUUUGUUGGAGCGAGUGUUUUUUCGUUUGGGAUCUGCAGAGACUGAUGAACAAUUGCAAACAUCAGUCUGCAAAUUUUUACCUCCAGUUUUAUUGAAGCUCUCUAGUGGACAAGAAGGUGUUAGAAAGAAAGUAAUGGAACUAUUAAUUCAUAUAAAUAAAAGAAUAAAAAGUAGACCACAAGUUCAAUUACCAGUUGAAGCACUAUUACUACAAUAUCAAGAUCCAGCUGCUAGCUCAUUUGUGAUUAAUUUUACUAUUAUAUAUAUAAAAUUAGGGUAUCCAAGAAUGGAAAUGCAAAAGCAAGCAGAAUUAAUUCCAAGUGUAUUAAAUGCCAUUGAAGGAAAACCAUUAUCUCAUCAAGAUAGUUUGUUACUUAUAAUUAUGCCUGCAUUGGGUCAUGUUAAUGUUCCUGUGGAUCCAGAUAAACAGUCAUCUUUUCUUGGUUUACAAGACAAACCUUAUGUAUCAAAACAGUUACUCAAUUUUAUGCUUGAUGUUUUAUUGUUACCUUAUGGAUCUGUAGGACAAAUGCAAAAUCAACAGUCAGAUCAAACUAUUGAUUGGCCACAAUUUCGUGUACCAUUAGGUUUAAGUGAAUAUGCAUUUAAACGAGUAAUUGGAGAAAAUCCACCAACUGCAGAACAUCUUGAACAAACGAAAUUGGGAAUUGUUAAAUUUUUAGCUGGAGGGUUUUUCCCUGAUUCAGAUAUUCUUAUACAUUUAAUAGUAGCUGCUGCAGACACUAGGUUUACCGUUGCUAAUUUAGCCGACUUAGAAUUAAAAAAAAUUGUUAUGACAUUAGAUUGGUCUUCAAUGCAGUUAGCUGUACCACUGUAUACAUUAUUCUUGGGUACUGAGGCUUUAGGACUCCAAAAAGAAGUUAAGCCAGAAAUGAAACGAUUGCCUGCGGGUAUACGAAUUCGUUUAAAAUUAUUGCAUUAUCUUUGUCGUGUUACUAAAGCUGGUAUUAUAAUACCACCAUGUAUUCAGGUAGUUUUUCAUUCUCUAGAAGGAGAUGGAAAAAGUACAAAUGCAAAGUUAAAAUCAUUGGCAUUACAAUUUACAUUAAACAUUGUGCAACAGUGUAGUCUUGCUCCAUUAUCUCGUAUAGCAGGUAUUAUUUUGAAUCGCAUGAUAAAAUUAAUUUUCAAUGGUGAAGAUAUUCAUAAAAUGAUGGCAUAUACUGUUAUUGGACAAUUGGGACAAAGAAUUCCAUCAGUAAUAGAUAAAAAUUCAAAUUUGUUAUGUCAUUUAUUUGAUGCGCUUGUAUCGACGGAAGGUGAUUUACGAAGAACAGUACGAGAUACAUUAAUUUCUAUAACAUCAGCAUUUGUACUUAAUAAAGAUGAUGAAGUUAAUAUAUCUCUAAUGAACGGAUUAUUGUCUACUUAUAUCGAGUCGUCAGAAUCUAAUGUUCGAUUUGUAGCUAUGCAUUAUGCUGCUACUGUAUUUCCUCCAGAUGACAUACCUUCUCGUUACCUUUUAUUAUUAGUAUCUGGAGACGAUAAACACGAGAUAAGAACAGAAGCUAUAAAAGUUUUAUAUGGUACUAUAAAUAAAAAUGAACAUGAUACGCAAGAUUGUAAUCAAAUUCUGUUACCAGAUUUUCAUAAACUUGUUACUUAUAUUUAUUCAAAGAUGCAAACAAGAAUGUCAACUAGUGGUAAUGAAAAAAUGAAUGUACAAAAUAAACUUCCUUAUAGUAACACUGUAUUUACAGAGAUAAUUACUUACCUUCGUAUAUGUUUAGCAAAAAAUGCUAAUGUUACUAAAUACAACGAAUUAUUACAACAUCCUUGUGAAAGUACACCAUUAAUUGCACGUUAUUUAAAAAAUCUGUAUAAAGUAGAAUCAGAGAUACUACAUCAUUAUUUUGAUAUGAUUUUAAUGUUUAGUCAUACUUCUGCAGAUCAAACUUCACUGCAUGCUUUAUUGGAAUUAAUUGGUUCUGUCCCACAAUUUGCAACCAGAAUUUAUGAAAAUGAGUUAUCUUGGCUUCGUACUUUACUUAUUUCUACUAAGCGAGAUGUACGACAUCUAGCUGCUAAAAUUUAUGGUAUAAUAACUACUCAACUUUCCAACAAUGAGUUUGAAGUUCAAGUUUCUGAGCUUAUGAAUGUUAUGGAUAAUAAGAAUUUAGAAGCUCAACAUGGGUCAUUAUUAACGUUAACGUAUAUGAUGGAAAGAAGAUUCAUUUUUGGAAAAAAUGAUAUAAACAAUGAUUUCUUUAACUGGGAUCUUUACAUUAAUGUUGUAAAAUUAAUAUGUAAUUUUCUUCGCAGUAGUACCAUUUUGUUAAUGGAUGCUGCAAUUCAAAGUAUUGGUAUUUUGGGAAAAACAUGUGGAUUGCCAUUAUCUGACGAAGCUAAAGAAGAAUUAAAUAAAAAAGCAAUUGUAGAAAUAUUAUUUUCAGCAUUGAAUAAUGUAAAAUUAAAUACUAGGAUUAAAGAGAAAGCUGCACUCUCAUUAGGUUAUUUAUGCAUAGGAGAAAAUUUUCCUUAUACUUUAUACAUAGUGAAUAAAAUCAUUACAACUGCUAAAGAGACAAAAGACAUUGAAAUACAUUUAAUUAUGGGAGAAGCUUUAGUUUGUUGUGUUCAAGCUGAAGCAUCUCUAGAAAAACGAGAUGCUUGGACAAUAUUACCAAAUGAGUAUAAAGUACCUUAUAGCAAUACCAGCACAGAACUAUUAAUUCAUACAUUAGAUGAAUUACUUCAAAUAUAUAAAGAACCGCAUCCUAAUUUGAAACAGGCCGUCUGUGUGUGGUUAUUAACAUUAUUGAAAUAUAAUAUCCAAAGAGAAUGUAUUAAAGAAAAAUUUUCUUCAUUGCAUCAUGCAUUCGUGAACUUUCUUUCAGAUGAUAGUGAUAUAGUACAAGAUAUGGCAGCAAAAGGCCUUAGUUUGAUAUAUAUUAAUAGUAACAAAGAACAAAAGGAACUUUUUAUUUCUAAUAUAUUAGAUCAAUUUACACAGGGACGUAAAACUGUACAACAAGUUACACCUGAUACGAAAUUAUUUGAAGAAGGUGAACUAGGAAAAUCUCCAACAAACGGUAAUUUAUCAACGUACAGAGAAAUUUGUUCCUUGGCUACAGAGUUACAGAAACCCGAUUUGGUAUAUUAUUUCAUGCACAUAGCAAAUCAUAAUGCAGUAUGGACAUCUAAAAAAGGUGCUGCAUUUGGAUUUGCAGCAAUUGCUAAAAUAGCAAAUGAAGAAUUGAAUAAAUAUCUACCCAACAUAAUUCCACGCUUAUACAGAUAUCAAUUUGAUCCCACUCCCAAAAUUCAACAUAGUAUGUCUAGUAUUUGGCGUGUGAUCGUUCCAUCAACGAGUAAAGCUAUUGAACAAUACCAUAAAGAAAUUUUAAAUGAUAUAACUGAUAAUUUAACAAAUUAUGAAUGGCGAGUGCGAAUCAGUUGUUGCAAUGCACUUACAGAUUUACUACGAAUAAAUGUUCGUUUAAAUCUGGCGAAAUGUGCUCCGGAAUUAUUCAAAAAGUUGUUUCGAGUAAUGGAUGAUUAUCACGAGGGUACUCGAUUAGCUGCCACAAAUGCAACUAAAGCAUUAAGUAGAGUUUGCAUUCGAUACUGUGAUUCUUCUUAUGGUAAAGAAGGAGAAGAAGUUCUACAAGCAAUUUUACCUGUAUUAUUAGAUAUUGGAGUUGUUAACAUUGUGAGCAGUGUCAGAACAGUAUCUUUGCAAACAGUGUCUCAAUUGGUCUCGAGAGCAGGUGACUUGCUUAAGCCAUCUUUGGUUACAUUAAUUCCAGCUCUCUUAAGUGCUAAUGGCGAAUCAGAAAAUCCAAAUUUGUCAUAUUUGAGUAACGUAUAUGGAGCAAUGUCCGAGACACGAGAUGCUAUUGACAAUAUUAGAGCAAGUGUUGCUAAAGAACUUUAUGCUACUGAAACAAUAACGAAAUGUAUACAGUAUAUCGAUGCAGAGAUUUUAAAGGAAUUGAUGCCAAAAGUGGUAGAAUUAACAAAAUCUAGUGUAGGCUUUGGAACAAAAAUUACAUGUUUGCACUUCAUCAUUCUUUUGAGUAUUCAUUUUAAACACGAGUUACAACCUCAUAGUGGCAAAAUUUUAAGCGCAUUAAUGAAUGGAUUAUCGGAUCGUAAUUCUGUCAUUAGGAAAAAUAAUGCAACUGCUAUUGGACAUAUAGUUGGAUCAGCGAAAGAAUCAAGUCUUGAAAAAUUAUUUAAAACACUUAAUACAUGGUACAUGGAACGAGAUGAUUCAACUAAAUUAACAAUUGGACAAACGUUGCAAGCUAUAAAUAAUUAUAAUCAGGAAAUAUUGAAGAAUUAUUCGAACAUUGUUAUACCUCUUACAUUUUUUGCAAUGCAUGUACAAAAAACAGGAGAAAACCAAAAUAUGAUCGAUUUAUGGACCGAAUUAUGGAAUGAUAUAACUCCAGGAACAGAAGCUGGAAUUAGACAAAACAUAGAACCGAUCACAAAUAUUUUACGCAUAUCAUUGGAAUCGUCAUCAUGGAAUACGAAAGCACAAGCGGCUAAUGCAAUUAAUACGUUAGCACAAAAGUUAGGUAAUAAUAUUGAUACAACUGUAAGAAAUAUUUUAUUAAAGGUUUUAAUGGAUGGCCUACGUGGGAGAACUUGGGAUGGAAAAGAUUGCCUAUUAAGUGCUCUCGCUACAUUAGCAUGCAAUAGCAAGACAGAUCUUAAAGAAAAUACAGAAAUGUCUACAAAUAUAGUACAAAUAUUACAUAGAGAAAGUAAAAAAGAGGCUUUAGAGUACCGUAGACACGCUUUACAAGCGUUUGGUACAGUCUUGCACGAAUUAAACAUUGAUAAAUUUCAAGAGGUAUUCGAAAUUGUUCAAGAAAUAUGGUCAACGCUGUCAAGGAAAGAUAAAGAUGAGUCUUUAGUAUGUGAAGAGAGAAUAAAAAGGGAUAAUGAGAUUCUGAAAUUAUAUGAAACUGUUUAUGAAGUACUUGGAAAAGCUUGGCCAUCUUGUAAAAAAACUCAAGACAAAUAUUGUAAUGAAUUUAUAACUCAUUUUGGUAAAAUGUUUCCUGUUCAAUCUACAACAAUACAAAUAUCAAUGUUAUCAACUUUUAAUUUAUUUGUGGACAAACUCGUUUUACUUAAAAUAAAUAGUUCAGAAUUAUCAGCUGAAAACAAAGAAAUGUUGGAUAUAAUUUGUGAUACAUUUAAUAAAAUAUUGAAAUAUAGUAUAGGUAUUUCAUACAUCAGAAUAAGGAAAGAAAUUUUAGAUAUAGCUUUAUCUCUUAGUAGAAAGUUACAGCUUACUGGAAAUAAUGACCAAUUUGAUAACUUGAUUUUAAUAAUUCGAGAAGCAUUACCAGAGUUAACAAAGGAUAAUGAGCCAGAAAUUCGAACUAGAAUCAUCGAUAUCAAAGAAAUGCUUAAAAUAUGA
Eufriesea mexicana is the source of this 5428-nucleotide messenger RNA. RefSeq names its product proteasome-associated protein ECM29 homolog. The transcript is spliced from 28 exons. The record is from RefSeq and is a predicted model, not a curated record. Gene Ontology annotation, biological process: ERAD pathway; proteasome assembly. Bases 2 to 5428 code for a protein of 1808 amino acids. Gene Ontology annotation, molecular function: molecular adaptor activity. Lineage: Eukaryota; Metazoa; Arthropoda; Insecta; Hymenoptera; Apidae. Gene Ontology annotation, cellular component: nucleus; cytoplasm.